Manihot esculenta (cassava) is the source of this 2303-nucleotide messenger RNA. RefSeq lists its product as uncharacterized. NCBI's taxonomy places the organism in Eukaryota, Viridiplantae, Streptophyta, Magnoliopsida, Malpighiales, Euphorbiaceae. The record is from RefSeq and is a predicted model, not a curated record. The transcript has 7 exons. Bases 255 to 1775 code for a protein of 506 amino acids.
CCCUCUCUUUAUAUACAUUACAUGGAUAUGAAUAUGGAUGAUGUCCUUCCAUUAUGAAGGUAGCAAUCUGAGUAGCAAACUACUGUGAUCUUUUGCUACGUUCUUCUGGUUUCCCAGUGUGGAGCUUGUGCUUUUAGUCGAUAAUAAAUAGGGGAAGGUGUCGAAGAAACUUGCAAGGCAAUCAGUCAAACCUUCCCAAAUUGGAAGGGAAAACAAGAACAAAUUCUUGUAGUUUCAAUCAUUUAUUUGACAAAAUGACUCCACGAAGACGUACCGAAAAGUCAAACGAGGGUCAGACACGUAUGGAUGCAGCUAUUGAUGCAAUGCGAAGUUAUGGGUUUCGCAAGGAAGUGACUGUCACUGCGGUGGAAGAGCUUUUGAAUGUUUAUGGUGGUGAUGAGGGAUGGCCAUUUAUUGAAGAGACUUCAUAUAGCACCCUGGUUGACAGAAUUCUUGAAAAUUUCGGGGAAGAGGCGGAGGAAAAGGAUGAUUCCUUACCAAGUGAUGGUGGCGAUGGAAACAAUGCUGAAGUAUCAAGCGAGGCUCUUUUACCUACAUGCCCCGAUGAGGAGUCUAUAGACUUUUAUUUGCCGUCUAACACAGAUCUAGGUAUAGCAUCAGAGACUUAUAAUAAUGUGGCUCCAGCAUCCACUGCAUUACAGGCUGAUACAAUUGGCGGAGACGGAAACAAUGCUGAAGUAUCAUGUGCAGGGCCAUCAAGCGAGGCUCUUUUACCUAUGUUCUUCAAUGAGGAGGCUAUGGCAUUUCAUUUGCAGUCUAACCUAAAUCUGGGUAUAGGAUCAGAGACUUAUAACACUCCGUCUUUAUCAUCCAAUGCAUUACAGGCUGAUACAUCUGAAUAUAAUGCAUGUUUACCAGGACCUGAAGGAGAAGGAACUAGUGGCAAGGGCAUCAACUUAGACCAAGGCUCCAAGGGGACGCAAGUCAUGAGCAGUUUCUGGCAAACAAAUAUUCGCCCCCCAGGAGCAGUGGAAGCUCUUCCAAGCCGAAUUCGUAAUCCCUGGCAAACAAAUUUUCGCUCCCCAAGAGUAGUGGAAGCUUUUCCAGGGCAAAAUCGUCAUCCCUGGCAAACAAAUAUUCGCUCCCCAGUGGUAGUAGAAGCUCUUCCAAGCCGAAAUCGUAAUCAUCCCUGGGAAACAAAUAUUCGCUCCCCAGUGGUAGUAGAAGCUCUUCCAAGCCGAAAUCGUAAUCAUCCCUGGGAAACAAAUAUUCGCUCCCCAGUGGUAGUAGAAGCUCUUCCAAGCCGAAAUCGUAAUCAUCCCUGGGAAACAAAUAUUCGCUCCCCAGUGGUAGUAGAAGCUCUUACAAGCCGAAAUCGUAAUCAUCCCUGGGAAACAAAUAUUCGCUCCCCAGUAGUAGUGGAAACUUUUCCAGGCGGAAAUCGUAAUCAUCCCUGGCAAACAAAUAUUCGCUCCCCAGUAGUAGUGGAAGCUUUUCCAGGGCGAAAUCAUAAUCCCAGGCAAACAAAUAUUCGCUCCGCAGUAGUGGAAGCUUUUCCAGGCCGAAAUCAUAAUCCCUGGGAAACAAAUAUUCACUUCCCAGGAGUAGUGGAAGCUUUUCCAAGCCAAAAUCAUAAUCCCUGGCAAACAAAUAUUCGCUUCCCAAGAACUGUGGGAGCUCUUCCAAGCCGAAGUCGUAGUCCCUUGCAAACAAAUAUUCACUCCGAAGGAGGAGUGGAAGCUCUUCCAAGCCGGAGUCACAGCCCUUUUUAUGGAUGGGUUAGUAGUGAUGAUGAGGAGGAACCGAACCAUUAGAUAGACAUUUGCAAAUAUAUUGAAUGCAGCAGAUGUUUCCAGGAAUAGCUAUGAGAAGAUGGGACGCAAGGCCUGAAGAUGUGGACCCUUGUAUAGCUUUACCUUUAUGAUUGCAAGAGAGGUUAUAUCUAAACAUGAUGAUCUAGUGAUCAAACACUUAAACUAGUUUCUCCAUAUUGUUUCUGUAAAUACUUUCGCAUCCCUUAGGAAAAAAUACACAUGUAGGUGCAUUCACAUAAAGCAGAAAUUAUAACCAAUGUGCCGUAUGUAAAGACCAAGCGCGUGCUUAUAUUGAUGGGGCAUGAUCAAGGAUGAGGCUUUCUUGAUGGAGCAUAUAUUGAGCUUGAUAUGUAGGUUUAACAUUUGGGAUUCAUAUGUGAAAUUGCUCAAACAUAACUUCUGUAUAAUCAUUUUCAAAACGAUUCUAUAUAAGGAAUUACUAAUGCGAACUAAGGUUUUGUUUGUUUUACGAUAAUGCCUGGGAAAUGGAAUGAUAGCGAGGAUAGAGGAGAAGAGAGAUUACAGAUG